AUCACUCUCAAUUGAACUUUGUAAGAAAGCAUGCAGUACUAGUACUACGCGCAGUCUACAAGUACUCCGAAUAGUUUCUUUGGUUUUAGCUGCAAUCUAUAUAAACCUACUCCAAAAAACCUACAAGGAAGCCUACUUCAAAAGCUCUCUCUCUCUCUCUCUCUCUCUCUCUCCCAUAUUUACACACAUCAAGCGGGCGAUGCAGUCCAUUAAGGCAGAAAAGGAUAUUAUUUUAAAGCAUAAGAGAAAUGGGGAGUUGUACCGAGCUUUGUUGAAUGACAAAACGAAGAAGGUGAAAAAAGAAUGUGCCAAAGUUGAUGAGCAAGGAUUACAUAUAUUGACAAUACAUGAUGACACUGUGCUACAUGCGGCCACUUACUCCAGAAAAUCCCGAUUGGUACUCGACCUUCUAGAGGCAUUGCCUCCCGAUCAUCUCGAUAAAAUGACCCGCCAAAACCACCAAGGAAAUACCAUCCUCCAUGACGCGGCCACAUCCGACAACCUUGAUGUGGCACAGAAGGUGUUGGAGAAAGCUCCGGGACUCUUAAGCAUGCGUAACCACCUUGGAGAAACCGCGCUCUUUCGGUCUGUUCGCUAUGGCAAGGAAAAGAUAUUCAACUUUCUUCUGGAGAAAAUUUCCAGUUACAGUGAAGCUAAUCAGCAACUCUUCCUUUGGAGGAGUGAUAAAACCACCAUUCUUCACGUUGCCAUUCUUGCGCAUCAUUUUGAUUUGGCCCUUAAAAUUGCGGAAAAGUUCAAAUACUUGGUUAAUGAAAGAGACGCGGAUGGGAUGACCAGUCUUCAACAUCUAUCAUGCAACCCUGGAGCUUUUCUACGAGAGGAUAAAGUGGAAUUCCUCCAGAAUAUCUUCAAUUCUAUCAGGUUACACUGUAGCUCGGCUAUACAGUCAAAAGUUGAAGAGCAAGAGACUACUCGAUAUGAAUCAGCUAUGAAGCUUGCCAAGUUCUUAAUAGAAAAAGAUUUCUCUUGGGAGGCAACUUAUCCUGGAAUAGACAUGAGUAAGCCCACGCUUCAUAAAUAUGGUACUGGGAGUCAUAGCGUAGAGAAGGGAGUUGGACAAGCCCCCGGCCUGUUAAUGACUUCGCUUGGUCAAAGGGAUCAACCAGACACAACUACUCCUUUAUUUUUGGCAACAAAGUCGGGCUGCAUAGACAUUGCGGAAGAAAUCCUGAAUUGUUACCCCCAGGCAAUUGAGCAUAUUGACGAGAAAGGGCGAAAUAUAUUGCAUAUAGCGAUCAAGUAUCGCCAGUUAAAGAUUUUUGAGCUUGUGAAGGGAUAUGAAGUGCCAAUGAAGAGGCUGGUACGAAAAGUUGACGAUGAAGGAAAUUCAAUACUUCAUACAGUUGGAAUAAAAAUGGCAGAUUAUAUACCCGAGAAACUACGAGGCCCUGCACUUGAAUUGCGAGAGGAAAUGCUGUGGUUUGAGCGUGUGAAGUCAGUCACCCCACCCCAUUUCGUUGAUCACCGUAACGAUAUGAAGCUGACCGCUGACGGGUUAUUUUAUCAAGCGAACAAUGAAUUACGAACAGCAGCAACAGAAUGGCUAAAGCGGACAGCAGAAGGAUGCACCGUUGUGGCAGUUCUCAUUGCUACCGUUGCCUUUGCUGCAGCCUAUACAGUACCUGGAGGUCCUAAUAGUCAGACCGGUGCUCCACUCCUAGUCAACAAACCUUUCUUUGUUGUUUUUACGGUGACUGAUGUUCUUUCCCUUUCAUUUGCUUUGACGUCAGUGGUAAUAUUUCUCUCAAUCGUCUCAUCGCCAUUUCGAUUACCAGACUUUAAGGAAUCUCUUCCAACUAAAUUAAUGCUAGGCUUCACAUUUCUGUUCCUCUCUGUGUUCAUGAUGAUGGUUGCGUUUGCAGCGACCGUUCUUCUCAUGAUACAGAACAGGGAAAACUGGACAAAAGUUAUCCUAUAUGCACUGUCAUUCCUACCAGUCGGAAUCUUUGCACUUUCGUAUUUCCCUCUCUAUCUUUCACUUUCAGAAACCUUCAAGUAUUUGUUAUGGAAACUGGGGAAGGCAAUUCCCCGAGCCUUUCUAUUCCAGUGCUAUCAAGUUUGACCAAUUUGUCCCUUUGUAGUACAGAUCGAAGCAAUUUCCGUACCCUUCAGCGUCAACAAAGUCACAACCGGCACCAGGAGAGAUCACAAGAUCAUUUUUGUUCCCCAGACGCCAAUCACAACUCCAAUUUCUCAGUUUGAAGGGACUUACCGUGCAUAAUGACAUUGGUCCGUCGGAAUGUACAGUACUAUAUAUAUAUAUAAAUGUGUAUAUAUAUAUAUAUAUAUAUAUCUUUGCAACACUGCAAUUUUGGAAAAUAUGGUUUGGAAAAUAAAGAAAAUUAAUGGAAAUAUAUAUAUAUAUAUAUUAUAUAUAUAUAAGGCAAAUUGCAAAUUAUAUUUAUGUGGCUCAGAUCAGCUGGAGUUUAAUUGGGAGCUGGGAAUGGAAUGGAAAAAAUAGAGAUUUUCUAGAAUAUAUAGUUCGUUCUUUCCAGCAUGAUUUGGGAGUUUAAUUGGCCGGAGGGAUCGAAUGGAAUGGAAUGGACAUUAUCUUGUUUAGAUGUUUAAUUAAAACGGAAUGAAAUUAUGGGUGGAAGACAAAUGAUCUCAUUCGCUUCAUAAUUUCCCAAAUAAUUUGGAGGAAGAGAGAGGAUGGAAGGAGGGUUAUUGACCAAAAUCACUAUAUAUAAUAUCUUUUAUAUUU
Juglans microcarpa x Juglans regia is the source of this 2725-nucleotide messenger RNA. Its product is annotated as ankyrin repeat-containing protein At5g02620-like. Lineage: Eukaryota; Viridiplantae; Streptophyta; Magnoliopsida; Fagales; Juglandaceae. The record is from RefSeq and is a predicted model, not a curated record. Gene Ontology annotation, molecular function: protein binding. The transcript has 5 exons. Bases 200 to 2083 code for a protein of 627 amino acids.